Messenger RNA from Radiomyces spectabilis, 1116 nucleotides. RefSeq lists its product as uncharacterized. Gene Ontology annotation, cellular component: nucleus. Gene Ontology annotation, biological process: regulation of DNA-templated transcription. Gene Ontology annotation, molecular function: transcription cis-regulatory region binding. Bases 1 to 1116 code for a protein of 371 amino acids. NCBI's taxonomy places the organism in Eukaryota, Fungi, Mucoromycota, Mucoromycetes, Mucorales, Radiomycetaceae. The record is from RefSeq and is a predicted model, not a curated record. The transcript is spliced from 2 exons.
AUGCCCCUCGAUACUCAUUUUACCGAUCCCGAAUUUCAAGAGGAAGCCGAAACCAACAGCAGUAGUAACGAAUCGUGGUCGCCUAAAAUCAAGACACGACGUCGUUUUUCCGUGGAAGAGACCCAUUUGCUCGAAAAAACGUAUGCCCAAGAACCGAAUCCAGUUCAGGAAGCCAUCCAGUCGUUAGCUGACCAAUUCGGAACGCCUCGAAGGACCAUUACUACCUGGUUCCAAAAUAGACGAGCCAAGCAACGAAGGAGGGCCCAGCAACGGGUGCCACCGUCAAUUGAAACCAGUCAAGUACAUCACCUUUCCGAACCAACCCAUCACUUUAAAUCAAGUGCGUCAUCCUCCUCGGCUUCCUCCGACACAGCAUAUCAUCAAUCAGCAUCUCAGCAAAUCUUGCUCAAAAAUGCGCAGGAUCACUAUUCGCUCGCACCAUCCACCGACACGACUUACAGCCUGUACAUGAAUGACUUUACCCACGACACAUUGUGUCCCUGUAUGUCAAUGGACCCCGAUUAUGCGUUAUCCGGGUGCUGCUGUGAAUUUAUGGAUUUCUCCUUGACACAUCCAUCCUCUUCCAUAGACUGGGCCCACCAAAAUGCGUACGACUAUGGAUCUGCACUGCCAAACGAAGGUCAAUUUCGUACCGAGCUCAUGGCUCCUUAUCCAUAUACAGGGUGCCCUUUACCAGUAACCGAAAUGGAGCCGUCGUAUUCGUUACUGGACACAGUGAAUGGUCAUCCAUUGGACUAUCGAGAGUCGAACUCUCAUCACCAAGAGACCAUCCCCACCGUUACCGCGGACGUAGUUUCGUCUACAGUAGCGCGAUCCGGUGACACGAUCUUUUCCGUUCACAACGCCCCAUUUACGUAUCCUCUCCAAAGCAACGGUCGCUGUUCGACCUUGCCAUUCUUGGAAGAUGUUGAAUGGUUCCAUGAGGCAUCGUUCGAUCCUCAAUCGAGUGAUCAUGCCCCAUUGUUACAGCCCAGCUCGCCCAGUUACGUAGCGUAUGACAACCCUUAUCAUGACCCACCAGUGACGAAAAAGGAGAAGGCACGAUUGGCGAUCAAAAAUCAAGCGCAAAAGAUGAAGCGGGCCCUCACUCGUUGA